ACAAGUUUGAAAUUGUCGAACCGACAACGUACUACUCCACGAGAUAUGAUUCCACUGGCACGCUUUCGCGAGGGGUUCAUAAGCAUAUUGUAGAAUUUCACGACGAGCCCACCGCUUUGUAACUAGCCGUGGACAACGUCACCCGACCGACUAUGGCGUCCCGCACGCCUGAAAUGCCGCGAACCCUUUCCCAAACCCCUUUCCAAUGCAGAGUAUGCAAGAAACGAUAUGACCGAGCUGAUCAUCUGAAACGCCAUGUCAAAUCUCAUACUACAGAUAAACCUUUUGUUUGCGAAAAAUGCGGCAAGGGAUUCAUGAGAAUUGAAAUUCUCAGCAGGCAUAAUCAGAGCCAUAGCUCUGAGACCAAUGAUGACAAAGCUGGCGGUUGCUCAGGGGUUAUUGCACGUGCGUCGCAGGCAUGCAAGCGAUGUGCGGCGUCUAAGCUCAAAUGUGACGAUGAGAAACCCUGUCGAAGAUGCGUGCGGCGAAAUCAGAUCUGUCAAUGGUCCCCAAGGGAUGACACUUUUGCGACUCCACAAUCUCAUGUGAUCACCAUAGAGCAUGAGUCGCACUCUAUGAAACAGACUGGGGAAGAUCUCUUGGGCAACGCCGGAGCUAGGGUCCCUUCCCAUGAUUCGGAGGUGGCAUGCAUUGUUGAAGGAGAGAGUGCAAAUUCGCCCGAAACCGAAAGCUUUUGCCAAGGAUGGGAAGGAUUCAGUGCAUUCAACGCAUUUCCACUUAUGGGCCCCGGCCAGUGGAGCUCGCAUGACAGUAUGAGUAUCGACUUCGGGCUUACAGACCAAGAUUUGGAGUUACUAGACUCCCUUAAUAGACUGGUUCCGGCUCGACAAGCGCAAGACUAUCUAGAGCAACUUCCCCCGCAUGAUGCUCCGACUAAAAUGAAAUCUACUCGUCAGAUUAGCAAGGCUGAUUUACAAGAUUCCCCACUAUCGCAUUGGACUCCCCGCAAGGAAGACAAUGCGCACAUGGACCAACAGUAUUUGUCUUUGCCUCAGCAUCUCGACAAUCCGCAGUCACACGAUGUGCUAAAGUCACGAGACCGCACAAAUACUCUUUCAACUGAACGUCGGGAUGUAGCUUUCGCGCUCGUUGUCGAAAUCUGUCAAUGGAAAAACCUCGAUCGAAUCAUGCAAUGCUUUCCAAGCACGAGACUCUUAGAUAGCCUGAUGGGCAAUUUCUUUGUCCAACACAGAUCAGAGACUGAUGCUUGGAUUCACGAGCCAACCAUGGACCUUAAUCAAGAACGCCCUGAAAUGAUUCUUACGCUUGCCGCUGCAGGAGCAGUUCUUUCUAAAGUGGAGGCAAUCCAGAGACUUGGCUAUGCUAUGCUAGAGGUGGCUAGGCUCAAAGUCAAUAGCAUGUUUGAAGAUGACAACACCCUCACUCGCGAGUUGAAACAACAACAAAUUUAUACUCUCACUCUACAAAUUGGACUUUGGAGCGGCGACAACCGGCGCGUCGAAAUUGCCGAGAGCUGUUUCCAACCUAUUGUAACGAUGCUACGGCGAGCCUCACGCUUCAAACACGAAGUUUAUCCCAUUGUCGCCCCCUCUGCGACUGACGAUGACUCAACCGUUAACCGCAAAUGGCGUGCAUGGGUUGAGCAGGAAUCCUUCAAAAGGCUUGCUCACUACGUGUUUAUUCACGAUGCCCAAGCAUCUUCUUUGCGAUCUACAACCCCACUCAUAUCUCACAUAGAGUUCGAUCUCCCUCUCCCCUUCUCACGCAAACUCUGGGAUGCAAAGACCGCCGCUGAGUGGAAAGUCAUAUACAUUCAAGAGAUUCCUCAAAGUCCAUCUAUUUCAGUAUCUCUGUCCACUAUCUUGCAAGAUAUCACCACUUUGAGCAGUAUCCCUCGCCACGCUGACUUCAAACUAGCCGCCUUGGCAACCAUUCAUGGUAUAUCAAAUAUGAUAUCUGACCACAACCGUAUCCUUCGAGGCUCAGCCCGUCAAUGGAGCAUUGUGGUCGCAAAUUUAUGGCAGCAAGAGCUGAUCCAACUUCUGGAACAGUUUCGGCUCCUUGCCGUCGAACCUCUCAAGGAUUCUUUACCAGCCAUGUCUCUUAUUUAUCAGACAGUCUCACUUUCAUUAUACUUGCCACUUGGUAUCCUCGAAACCUUUUCGGGCAGGGAUGGCGAAGAGCGAUCGUCUGCCAUCUAUCAAUCGUUCAUUCAACAUAUAAGCCCAACCCAUCUGCGAAAAGCGAGCUGGCACGCUGGUCAGGUUCUACGUAUUGCAAGAUCCAUGCCUUCAGGAUCGCUUGUGGCUUCUCAGGCUGCUUGCGUGUACUUCAGUGCAUUGGCCUUGUGGUCACUUGCCACAGUGUUCUCGCUAAAUGGUAUGACUCCGGCGACUGAAAGCCGCGACACCGACGAAGUUUUCUUUUUGGACGGCGGGGAUGACGGCGAUAUACUACGUCGAUUCAUCGCUCUGGGUCAGGGAAGCCCUGUUCUCUCUUCCGUCGGCCAUUAUGUGCACUUACAAUCCCGAGCGGCAGUCAUGCGUCUCUUCCAGGAACUAUUCAGUUCAGAGCAUGGAUUAUAUGGAAUUAACCAACAAGGGAGGGCUCUCAGUCAUACCUUUGCCAUCCUGGGACUGAACGGCGAUGUAGGAGCGAAAGACGAGUAUAUCCAAUACUAGCAAAACAAUAAUCUCACGCUGUUUACAAUUCC
Penicillium brasilianum is the source of this 2695-nucleotide messenger RNA. The record is from the annotation of a GenBank genome assembly. Lineage: Eukaryota; Fungi; Ascomycota; Eurotiomycetes; Eurotiales; Aspergillaceae.